AUAUAUCUCUCUCUCACUCUCACACUACUCAAUUCACAAUGGCUUCUCUAACACCGGGAAUAGUCCUGAAACUCUUGCAAGCCAUGAACACAGACACACGUGUCACCGGCGACCACCGUUCACCUCUUCUACAACUCAUCGGAAUCGUCCCUGCUUUAGCCGGUUCCGAUCUCUUCUCCAACGAAGGCUUUUAUCUCAACCUCUCCGAUUCGCUCAAUUCCACCUACGUUCUUCUCUCUCACCCCGACACCGAACUCAUUCUCUCUAACCGUCUCCAAUUAGGUCAAUUUCUCUACGUUGAUCGAUUCCAUUUCAAUACUCCUCUCCCUACUGUUUCCAACAUUCGUCCUCUCUCCACUCGUCACCCGUUCGUUGGAACACCGGAACCCUUGAUCGCUCGCAUUUCGCAAUCCACUCGUCAUUUCAGCGUUCAGCCUCUCUCUGAUUCCGAUGAUCCUCUUUCUCAAUAUCUCUCCACCAACCCUUGA
Lathyrus oleraceus (garden pea) is the source of this 488-nucleotide messenger RNA. RefSeq lists its product as uncharacterized. The transcript has a single exon. The coding region runs from base 39 to 488 and encodes 149 amino acids. Lineage: Eukaryota; Viridiplantae; Streptophyta; Magnoliopsida; Fabales; Fabaceae. The record is from RefSeq and is a predicted model, not a curated record.